AUGCAAAGUCAAGACGUAUUUGGAGGAUUUGGAAAUCGUCUUGCAUCUUCAAAGUUUGGCACGGACAACACUGGCUUCAGUCAUGGCGCCUACAAUUCAAAUUACGGGGGUUACCAGGGGUUUGGCGACCGCAACAUGCGCAAUUCAAAUAUUCCUGCAAUACCUACAGCACCUAAAGAACAACAACCUACUUAUAAUGCCAAUGAGCAGACGCCGGGCACCGCGUUUGAUAUGAAUUUCACACCGCUGUUGCCUUCCCAACUCCUUCUCGGCAGUCCCUUUCAACCUGGUUCUCCUGGUGCCUUCUCUUCGCCCCAGUUUCCCAGCUUCAAUCGUGGCCCUCAGGGAACAAAUGCUCUCCACCAUCAGACCCAGCAGUAUCAGCAGAAUCAGCAAUUCGGAAGUCCUGUCCAACAAAAUGCCAAUCUUCUAUCAUCUCAGGGGUACCAGACAAUCAUGUCACCAGAGGGGUACACAGCCCAGUCUCCGACUGGCUUUUCUGGGCUAGCUGGCGCGGCCUUUGGUCAUUACCAGCCGAUGAUGGGGAUGAGCCAGAAUUGGAUGCCUGGGACAAGUCGCACCGUCUAUCUAGGAAACAUCCCAGCCGAUACUUCUGCAGAAGAGAUCUUGGGCCAUGUACGAAGUGGUCAGAUCGAGUCCGUCCGACUCUUGCCAGAAAAGAACUGUGCCUUUAUUUCAUUUCUCGAUAGCAGCUCUGCCACCCAUUUCCAUUCCGAUGCCAUCUUGAAGAAGCUGUCAAUCAAAGGUCACGACAUAAAGAUCGGCUGGGGUAAGCCGUCCCCGGUGCCUACUUCUGUUGCUCUUGCUGUUCAACAGUCUGGCGCCUCCAGGAAUGUCUACCUGGGCAAUCUUCCCGAAGACAUCACGGAGCAAGAGAUCCGACAGGAUCUGGGCAAGUUUGGGCCCAUCGAUACCGUCAAAAUGGUCCGGGAGAAGGCUAUCGCCUUUGUCCAUUUCCUCUCCAUUGGCAAUGCCAUCAAGGCCGUGGCACAACUCCCUCAAGAUCCCAAAUGGGGGCCACCGCGCCGCGUGUAUUACGGCAAGGACAGAUGUGCGUACGUGUCCAAGACUCAACAGCAAAAUGCUGCACAGUAUCUCGGGAUUGCUCCUGGUUAUGCCCACGUGCUGAAUGGCGCGGACCGUGACUUGAUCUCCAAUGCUUUAGCGCAACAGUCUGUUGCUGCCGCGGCGGUGGCCACCACAGCAGGCGGCGUCAACAACCUGGGCAACCGGACAGUGUAUCUUGGAAACAUUCAUCCCGAGACCACCAUCGAAGAAAUUUGUAACGUGGUCCGAGGAGGUCUGCUUCACCACAUCCGCUACAUUCCGGACAAGCAUAUCUGUUUUGUGACAUUUAUCGAUCCCACAUCAGCAGCGUCAUUUUAUGCAUUGAGCAAUCUUCAGGGGCUGAUGAUUCACAACCGACGACUGAAAAUAGGCUGGGGCAAGCAUUCCGGUGCUCUACCCCCUGCCAUUGCACUGGCCGUUAGCGGCGGAGCGUCUCGAAAUGUGUACAUCGGUAAUCUCGAUGAGAGUUGGAGUGAGGAACGUCUGCGGCAAGACUUCUCGGAAUACGGCGAAAUUGAGCUGGUCAACACACUCCGAGAGAAGAGUUGUGCUUUUGUCAACUUCACCAACAUUGCCAACGCCAUCAAAGCGAUCGAGGCGGUUCGACAGAAGGAAGAAUACAAGCGUUUCAAGAUCAACUUCGGCAAGGACCGUUGUGGUAAUCCGCCACGUCUCAGCAAUGCGAAUGGCAACAACGCGCGAAUGCAAGGCAAUCCAGAAGGGGCUGGUUCUCCGCCCACGAUCAAUGGGUUUGAUCAUCCACUGUCGCAGACGGGGACCAGCCCGACCAGACCACAAAUCCCGGUCGGACCAAAGGUGACGAUGGGUGGACAGCCUCAGAACAUUCCUCGUCAAGCCCAGCCCAACCUCUCUGCUGCUGCUGCUGCCGCCGCCGCCACUCCUUCUACAAUCUUGAAUGCCGGAAAUCACAAUCCCUUGACGAUGUACUUGUCGCAUGUGUCCCAACAACAGGCUCAAGCUGAGCAGGAUCUUCGAGAGGAAAGUCUGUCAUUCACUUCCCUGCAACAGCAACAGAACCAAGCUUUGGCAAAUCAACAGGCAACACUGUACGGGGACAUGCCAAACGGCCACAGUGGACUGGACACGGCGCCUUCGUCUCAUGUUGGGCGACAAAGCAGUAUCAGUGGUGGAUUUGGCGCGAACCCCAAUCCCAUGACCAAUGGCACUUCCACCACGAUUGGUGGUCUUCUGGCUCCUACCAACGUAGGUUUAGGAGUUAGUCGGGGUGCACACUCCAGGGCCGUUUCCCUUCCUGCAUUCUCACAAGAGGUCUUUGGUGGGCAACAAGCUAGCCAGCCAGGACCCUCCUCCCGUCCAUUUGGAGGACACGCCCCUCAAGGCAGUUUCGGUGGCUUUGGAUCUGUCUUUGGCACUGGAUUCGGCACCAGUGGAUUCAAUGGGCUCGGAUUGACAAGCGACAGCCGUGGAGCCCUUUCCGGCUGGGCUGAGGAGGAAAUCGGAGCAAAAUAA
Capronia coronata CBS 617.96 is the source of this 2580-nucleotide messenger RNA. RefSeq lists its product as uncharacterized. Gene Ontology annotation, biological process: mRNA splicing, via spliceosome. The transcript has a single exon. NCBI's taxonomy places the organism in Eukaryota, Fungi, Ascomycota, Eurotiomycetes, Chaetothyriales, Herpotrichiellaceae. The record is from RefSeq and is a predicted model, not a curated record. Bases 1 to 2580 code for a protein of 859 amino acids. Gene Ontology annotation, molecular function: mRNA binding. Gene Ontology annotation, cellular component: cytoplasmic stress granule.